Eutrema salsugineum is the source of this 565-nucleotide messenger RNA. Its product is annotated as putative zinc finger A20 and AN1 domain-containing stress-associated protein 8. Gene Ontology annotation, molecular function: DNA binding; zinc ion binding. The record is from RefSeq and is a predicted model, not a curated record. The coding region runs from base 152 to 565 and encodes 137 amino acids. The transcript has a single exon. NCBI's taxonomy places the organism in Eukaryota, Viridiplantae, Streptophyta, Magnoliopsida, Brassicales, Brassicaceae.
ACAGAACAUUGCAAAGACUGAGACAUUGAAAUUUGCAAACUAAGAUUAGAUUGUGAAGAGCCAAACCAAACAAACAAGGCAAAAGACAGAGAGAGAGGGAGAGAGAGAUACAAAGUUGCCGUUGCAGUCAUAAAAAUUAGACAGAGAAACUAUGACAGGAGAGCCUUCUCUAUGCAUUAAAGGAUGUGGCUUCUUCAGCACGUCACGGACCAAGAACCUCUGUUCUAAGUGCUACAACGAUUUCUUAAAAGAUGAGUCUAACAGAUACUUAGCUUCUUUGAGCAUUGAAACGGAAACAGCGGCGGUGGUGAAGGAGACUGAAGAGGCGCCGACGGCGGAGGCUGAGGCGGUUGUGAAAGAGAAGAAGAAGAAGAGUUGUAGAUGCAAUGUGUGCAAGAAGAAGGUAGGGUUGCUAGGGUUUCAAUGUAGAUGCGGCCAUGUGUUCUGCGGGUCCCACCGGUACCCGGAGGAGCAUUCUUGUCCAUCGGAUUACAAAUCUGCCGCCAUUAACGACUUGAUCAUCGAAAACCCCAUCAUUAAGGGAGAUAAACUGUAUAAACUUUAA